Molecule: messenger RNA, 3763 nt
Organism: Dermacentor albipictus
Lineage: Eukaryota; Metazoa; Arthropoda; Arachnida; Ixodida; Ixodidae
Product: calcyphosin-like protein
Molecular function (GO): calcium ion binding
Source: RefSeq, a predicted model, not a curated record
AGAAAGGUAACGAUAUGGCCUAGGUGCUUGUGUAGUGUGUCAUUUGUCCAGCUGCGUCUGCCAUUUUCUGUCUGCACUUGAAGAGGCGCCGGCGCUACUGCGAAGUUUGUAUAGGUGUUCUGUGCUACUGCUUCACAAAAGAUCCCCCGCAGUCGUUGCUGUAGGAAACACCACCGGGCUUGGACAUGAACAUGACUCCCAUUGAGAAGCUUCGCCACCAGUGCCUCCAGCGAGGUGCACACGGCAUCAAGGGAUUCGCACGGCACUUCCGCAUCAUGGACAACUCCAGGGACAAGAAGAUCGAUGUGGAAGAAUUCAAGCAGGGUCUGCUGGACUUCAACUUGGAGCUGAGCCCCAGCGAGGUGGACGCCUUGUUCAAGGACCUCGACAAGGAUGGCAGCGGCACCAUCUCCUUCAACGAGUUCCUUGUUGCGCUCAGGCCUCCAAUGUCGGCGGCCCGUCUGGAGCACGUCCAACGGGCAUUCUACAAGAUGGACAAGACCGGAGACGGAGUUAUCACUGUCCGUGACCUCAAGGGUUUGUACAACGCUCGGCAGGCCAAGUUCCAGAACGGGGAGCUCUCUGAGGAUGAGGCGUUUGAGCUCUUCCUGAAGGACUUCGACAGUCCCAAUGACCCCGAUGGCAAGGUGACAAUCGAAGAAUUCAUCGACUACUAUGCGGGCGUGAGCGCCUCCGUUGACACGGAUGCCUACUUCGACCUCAUGAUGAGGAAUGCCUGGAAGAUCUGAGCAACUCAAGAAAAAAAAAAAAUUGGGUCCACACUUGUUUGGCCACGUGACCCUUGCCGCUAGUCACGUGGGGCGCAGCUGUCACACAUGCUUUUUGUCCCGUCCCGGCUGAAACCGUCGUCGUCGUGCAGGCAUCCUCUAACACGUAACUCGUCUUAACAGUUCUCCUUUAGCUUCAUGUGUGGUGGUUUUUAUUGACAGGCUUAUUACUCAGGGCAUCUUAUCGUUUGCGUCUCACUCUUAACUAUUAAUUUUGUAAAACCUUUAUACGUCUUAUCUGUACUUUACUGUACAUUUGGAAAGGUUGUUUGCUUGUGUCUUGCAUGACAUGGUAAAAGAAGGAAUAUCUUCAUGCCUGCAGUGGUCAAACCCGCAUUUUAAGUUCCUGUGCUGACCAAAUGGGGUUGCAUGUUUGCAUCACCGCUACUGCAUGCAUGUUUAGGACAAUGUGAGUGAGAAAGCUGGUGUAUGUUUUCUUUUAUGCUGUGACAGAUGUCCUGGUGCAUAGUAUCAUCUGAGACACUUCUUAAAUUUUUGCUGAAGUCUCAUACAAAUGCCCAAAUCUAUCAGUUAAGUUGAGCUGACGUAUUAGAGUAGCUGUGCUGUUAGGCCUAAUUCCCAAAGAAGCUUCUUUAGCCUUCAGCUAUCGACUCAUCUUAGAAUAGGGCUAUGCUGGUAAACUAUAGGUUUUGUGAAGUAGUUGCUUUGAAAGUUGUUCCACCAAGUCAGUUGUUGUUUACCUUCAGCAGAACAAAAUAAAAGAGUACAGUGUAAACCACAAACUCAUCAGGUAGAAAGUACAGUGAAGAAGUUGUCGUUGGAUGUCCAGGAAGAAUUUUGACCAGUCAUUUUGACACUUGGGAUGCGUUGGAGAAUUCGCAUUGUUCUUUCUAAACGUUCCUCAACCAAGUUGGAGCCUUAGAAUGACAGAACUUCAGGGCCCAAACUGAUUAUUUUUUUCUGGAAAAGACAUCCCAGUGUUUAUGCUGUUGGAUUGUUCAAGUUAAACAUGAUUUCAAUGUUGUAGUAGUUGUUUCAGAGCGAGUUGAGACUUAUCAUUCCUUUCAGUAAUGGAUUGACAUGUUAUCUGACAUUCUAUGAUGGACCGCAUGCAAUGCAAUACCUGUGAUGGCUGUGCGUUGAAAUUUUAGGCAUUGCCAAGAGCUAGGAUUUGGUAAUGGUGUUGUUUUAUCAUGGCAUGACAGUUCGUUUGCUAACUGUAACUCAAAAGGCUAACGCGUGUUGUCAUUGACAUCAGCAAAAAACUUGUUAUCAAGUGAGUUACUCAAACCACAUGGUGCACAUUCGUGUGAAAAGAGUCUUCACAUAUUGUUUGCUGUGACACUUUCAUUCUACUCAAGUUGAAAUGCCAAGGUGUGUUAUGUGGCAAAGUGCUUGCCCCUUUUGUGGACUAAUUUAUAGAUCUUCCAACAUUCCUAGUGUGAGAUCUGUGAAAAAUCUGUAUGCCGUUUCCAGGGUACUAACAUGGUACCAAGCAUUGCUUGUCAACUUUUUGCUGUCAAUUUGCCCUUUACAGGAGACUAUGUAUCCUGCAUUAUGCAGGAUUCAUAAAGUUUUCUAGCAGUGGUCACAUUGCAAUGUAGAAGUUCUUUGUUAUCACAUCAGCAACGUUUGUACCAUCUUUUGUUGGACAAAUUGCGGUUCUUGAUGCAUACUAUUUGACGACAGUUUUACAAGCACUGUCCAUGCCAGAGUCGCUGGUGCAAAUUUUGGUUUGUUCUGCAUCAAGAUGGAACAAGCUGCCUGAAGAGCAAAUAUGUUCCCAAAAUGAAGAAUUCUUUAAUAAAGAAAGGUAUGGAAGUCUACUAGCUGCGCUUUCAGUUCAGUGCAAUGUGCAAGGUGAUGGUUGAUUAGCCGUUCUGGCGACCGUUAUCACUCAAGCAACUUCACCAGUGGUCAGUGAAUCAAUAAUCACUGGAGCACUUCGUUGUACUGAUGCCAUUGCAAAAUGGCAUGUUGCUCACCCGCACAAAUGAAUCGGUGCAGUCAGGCACUAUUCGUACAGCUAGAUGCCUGUGUAAUGAAGGUCUUUCGUGUAUGAACCUGGGUUUAAGCCAUUUACGCUACUUAGUUCAGGUCAGGCUGAGGUGGCGUGAAUAGCAAGUAGCUUUCAAGGAAGGUUUCUAAGCUCAUAAACCGCCUACAUCAUUGUUCUAACUCUUGUUCGAGCCACAAUUCUGACAUAGAUACUGCCUCCCCAAUUUUACGUAUGAUUAUGCAUGAGCUGACUGUCAUGCCAAGCUUUUAAUGGUGACACAAAAGGGGGGAACAAGUACCUUCGGUGCAUGCCUAAAAAUUCAACAUUUCUUUCUUUAAUGACUGAGCCAAUGCGCAUUGAGUGUGUAUGAUUAGCAACAGGGCAGCGUACAGUCUAAUGAGCAGAUAUUAUCCAGUAAACUUAUGUGACCUGCCUACUCCUGCGGUCUAGCUGUUUUACAGUCGCUAAAUGCUGGUGCACAUCACUGUUCGAUUGACACUUUUGUCAAUGACCGCAUUCUUGUUAUCUUGCAAAACUCGAGCAAUCUGACGCUAACGUUACUGACUUGAAGCGCACAUAAUUUUUUUUUAAAUUUUUAGCAUGCAGUGUACAAGUUGUUUGUUGAAUAUGGUGCUUUGAAUAACUUUGGAAGUAACGACAUGAAGAUGCUGGUACAAGCGAGAUUUCGUGAAAGGUUUCUAAGCACAAGCUCUGGUUGGUGGCGGCAAAGUCUAUUGUAGGUAUGUAACUCUGCACCUUUCCACUCUUGGGUGCAAUAUCCCUCGGUUACACUCGGUUACAGGUUACACAAGGUGUUUUAUAUGUUUGUUAUUCUAGUAAAUGUGCCUCAUCCACCACGUUUUUGUUCUUGUCAUUUACUUGUACUGCUGUCUUCAACUCUAGCAUGCAUCUUGUUAAUUUAUAUUCUCCUUGUUAAUUUAUUUUCGGCACACUUUGAGCAUGUGUUCUUCUGAAACUGUUUUGCCUUUAUUCCAAAUAAAGAAAGCUUCUGAAA